AUGCCUCCCGCUUUGGCUGUCCGCUUAACCUGCCAGGCCUGCACGCGCCGCAAAGUAAAAUGCGACAAGAAGAGCCCCUGCACAAACUGUCUAAAGCAUGGGAUUUCAUGUGUUGCUGUUGAGAGGCCGCGGUGGCCGCGCGGCCGGUCGGGAAAGCAGGCAAUAAGCCGAGAGCAAGAUCUGAGCAAUCGUGUAGCGAAGCUAGAGCAGAUGAUACAGGAAUUUACCCACUCCAAAAGAGAAAUGGGAGAUGUGUCCAGCAGCCGUGGAGAUACUACCAUAGCUAGGAGUGGACGAUCGCCAAAAUUGCAGUCGGAAACGGCCAGACGAGAACGACACACAGAGAAUCACCCGGGGCUACCUUCGGAACCAGUGCGUCGGAGGAUACUCGUCGACAUCUUUCUUCGCCAGGUUGACCCCGUCUUGAAGAUCUUGCACCGGCCAUCUCUGUGCGCCUAUCUCCUGGAGGGAAAGCCCUACUUGGACUAUGCUCCGGGGCAUCCGGUACCUGCGGCUCUGGCCUCUGCCGUGUUCUACAUGGCCAGCUCGACCCUGGCCGAAGACCAAUGUCUCGCUCUGCUGGCCGAGAGGAAAGAGACGGUACUGGCAAGGUACAGUGAUGAAACCAAGGCAGCCCUCGCAAAGGUCGACUUCCUGGUUACAAACCAUCUGGCAGUAUUGCAGGCAUUUGUCCUGUCAUUGGUGGCUGCAAGAACACACGAUACCAGCCGAAAGGUCUGGACGAUGCUCAGCGUAGCCCUUCGCAUAGCGCAAGCACUCUCGCUGCACAUGACCGAUCCCCCCUUUCCAGUAACGCCGUUUGAACGCGAGAUGCGCCGCCGCCUGUGGCACUUGAUCGGCUGGUUGGACCUUGAGGCAUCGCUAAACCGCGGAUCGGAAAGCAUGAUGCGGUCUGCGUGGAUUCAGACACAUUCCCUCACGAACAUCAACGAUGAUGAUUUUGGAUUCGACUCGAAGGAUCCCUUACCGGCUGCGCAAAGCGGGCCCACGGAGGCUACCCUUCUCAUUAUGUUUGCGCAUGGCCAAUGCGCUCUGCGUACCUUGGACUUAUCCAACUUUGCCGAACCGGGAAUCACCGACGUCCAUAUGCGACAGCAAACGGUGGACCACUUCCGUCGUACUACGAAGGAGCUGCUGGUCGGCUGUGACCCCGAAAAUGUCUCGUUCCACUGGUUCAUGAGCCAGAUUCAGGAGCAGAUAUCUGCCGUUCUGCAACUUAUCGCUCUCCGGCCCCUCCAGAGGAGUCCGACCUUUGUCCCUGCGGAGCUACCAGUGCCCCAAAUGCUCGCCCUCGCAGCUGACAUUUUAGAACGACGUCAGAGAAUGUUCAGCGAUCCUCGAGCACAGCCCUGGCGCUGGUUCGAGCUGCUAUACUUUCCCUGGCAUGCGCUGGUUGUCGCCAUGACCGAGGUUUGCGUCUGUACUGACCGAUGGGUGAUAGACAGAUACUGGCCUACGCUUGAGCGUAGCUAUGACCUCUUUCAGCAGCCGGCUGUUGGUACACACUAUGACUGGCUUUUGGCGCCAAUGGAGAGAUUGAUGGACAACGCGCGAGCUGCGCGACAAAAGCUGGUCGACUCCGACACGACAGGGCUUCUAGCGCCCAAUUCCCACAUCUAUAUAGGCAUGGCGUCUCCCGAGGGCCCAGUCCUGUCGGAGUCUCUACCUCCUGUACCUGAGGCGAGUUUGGCAGCGGAGGAGCUUACUCAACUACAAGACCAGGAGGCCAGCGCGUGGGCGCAGUAUGGGGAUUUUACCGACCGCUUUUAUGAGCUGCAAGCGAUCUUUGACUGUGGGCUAACCUAG
Molecule: messenger RNA, 1827 nt
Organism: Aspergillus lentulus
Lineage: Eukaryota; Fungi; Ascomycota; Eurotiomycetes; Eurotiales; Aspergillaceae
Source: RefSeq, a predicted model, not a curated record